Molecule: messenger RNA, 618 nt
Organism: Condylura cristata (star-nosed mole)
Lineage: Eukaryota; Metazoa; Chordata; Mammalia; Eulipotyphla; Talpidae
Gene: TEX50
Source: RefSeq, a predicted model, not a curated record
AUGUCCAUUCAAGAACUAUAUCUGAUUUUUUCUCUGUUGCUUAUCUGCUUCUUCAGGGAGAACUUCUGCAUCUGUGAUGGAACUAUUUGGACAAAGGUUGGAUGGGAGAUUUUUCCAGAAGAAAUGCAUUAUCUGAAAGUUAAGCCUUCUCCAUCUCACUGUCUACCUUACCCUCUGGAUAAACUAUGCUGCAAUUUUGCUAAUAUGGAUAUAUUUCAUGGUUGCUUAAAUCUCAUUUAUAUUUCAAUACAAGCUCUCAUUUUAAUCCUGUCUAUUUUAUCUGCACAUUACCUGUGGAUGAAAUGGAAGAAACACCAAAAAAAGCUUAAAAAACAAGCCUCUGUAGAGAUACCUGGUAAUGAUCUCGAAAGCCAGUCUAUUUAUGAUAUUGACCAAAUACUCUGCAGACUGGUGGCCACAACAUCAAUGAUGACCAAGUACCUAAACCAGGUAUCCCAGCAUCCUCCAGCUAAGAAAGCCAAGCAUCGCAUUAAGAGGAAGAAAAGUGAAGGAGGAGAAGGAGGCAUAGGAACACACAUCAUAUGUAAACAUAGCUCAGUCCAUCAUGGACUGAGAAAUCUAUUGGACAAAAGAAAUCUAUUGAGGGGACUGAAGUAA